UGGAAUUCCCCCCGGCAGAGCUGGGAGUGACACUGACAAGCAAUCGGCCGCGUCCAGAGCAGCAGGCGGCAUCCGGGGGGAGCGGGGCCGGCUGGGGGGCCCCAGGAGGGCUUCCUGGAACCCCAGCUCCAUGGCCGCCUGCACCCUGACACAGGCCAGAUAAGAGUCCUGGCUGCAUUAUCAGAGCCCGGCAGGGCACCGGUCUCCCUGCACCAGAAGGAAGACUGGGGGCGCAGCAGGUCCUCAAGGCGAUCUUCCCAGAGAGCGGACCGGCGGCUGGUGGCCAGAGUGGAUGGACUUUGCCGAGCCCUAGCUCAAGUCCGGGAGUCCCGGGCCAGAUGGGGGCAGACGCUUACUGGCGGCAAUAGAGAAAGUGAGGCAGCUGCAAGGAGGGCGGCGGGACUGCACUUGAGUGUCCAGACCUGCUCGAUGGUCCACCAGAAUUUGCAGGAUAACGUAGCCUUGGAGAGUAAGACCUGGCAUCUAAACCUGUCUUCACCAUUUAGAAGCUGCGUGACUCUAGGAACGUGUUUCACCUCUCUGAGCCUUAGUUUCAUCAUCUUUUAAAGAAGGAUGGAGGUGACCGCCAUGUCAGUGAGGUUGCGGUUCCUGUCCCCUGGGGACACAGGGGCUGUGGGGCUCGUGGGCCGGAGCGCCUCCUUCGCAGGCUUCAGCAGCGCACAGAGCCGGAGGAUUGCAAAGUCCAUCAACAGGAACUCCGUGAGAUCGCGAAUGCCUGCAAAAUCCUCCAAGUUGUACGGCACGCUGCGAAAGGGGUCGGUCUGUGCAGACCCCAAGCCCCAGCAGGUGAAGAAGAUCUUCGAAGCAUUGAAAAGAGGCCUCAAGGAGUAUCUGUGUGUGCAGCAGGCUGAGCUGGACCACCUGUCUGGACGCCACAAGGACACCAGGAGGAAUUCCAGGCUGGCUUUCUAUUACGACCUGGACAAGCAAACGCGCUGUGUGGAAAGGCACAUUCGGAAGAUGGAGUUUCACAUCAGCAAGGUGGACGAGCUGUACGAGGACUACUGCAUCCAGUGCCGCCUGCGCGACGGUGCCUCCAGCAUGCAGCGGGCCUUCGCCAGGUGCCCCCCGAGCCGCGCGGCCCGAGAGAGCCUGCAGGAGCUGGGCCGCAGCCUGCACGAGUGCGCCGAGGACAUGUGGCUCAUCGAGGGGGCCCUGGAGGUUCACCUGGGCGAGUUCCACAUCCGGAUGAAAGGCUUGGUGGGCUACGCACGCCUCUGUCCCGGAGACCACUAUGAGGUGCUCAUGCGUCUGGGCCGCCAGCGCUGGAAGCUCAAGGGUCGGAUUGAGUCAGAUGACAGUCAGACCUGGGAUGAAGAGGAGAAGACCUUCGUCCCCACGCUGCAUGAGAACCUGGACAUCAAGGUGAUGGAACUGCGGGGUCUGGGCUCGCUGGCUGUGGGCACAGUGACGUGUGACAUCGCCGACUUCUUCACGACACGGCCACAGGUCAUCGUGGUGGACAUCACAGAGCUGGGUACCAUCAAGUUGCAGCUGGAGGUGCAGUGGAACCCGUUUGAUACUGAGAGCUUCCUGGUGUCACCCAGCCCCAUAGGCAAGUUUUCUAUGGGCAGCAGGAAGGGCUCCUUGUACAACUGGACACCCCCGAGCACCCCCAGCUUCCGGGAGAGAUACUACCUGUCUGUCCUACAGCAGCCAACACAGCAGGCCUUGCUACUCGGUGGCCCAAGAGCCACCUCCAUCCUCAGCUACCUGUCUGACAGCGACCUCCGGGGUCCCAGCCUAAGAAGCCAGAGUCAGGAGCUACCUGAGAUGGACUCCUUCAGCUCUGAGGACCCCCGAGACACGGAGACCAGCACGUCAGCGUCCACCUCAGAUGCGGGCUUCCUGCCCUUGGCCGUCGGCCCCCACGCCUCCAUUGAAGAGGAGGCCCGGGAGGAGCCCCUGUCCCCAGGUCUCCUGCCAGACAUGGCCCACCUCUCGGGAGGCCCAUGUGCAGAGCAGCCCGGCUGGAGGAACCUAGGAGUGGAGAGCCCCAGCCUGCCACAGGGCUCCCUGUUCCACAGUGGCACAGCCCCGAGUAGCCAGAAAGGCCACGAGGAAGGGGCAACCGGGGACAGAGAGGAGGGGCCUGGCGUGGCCCUCGAGGGGCCUCUGCAGGAGGUCCUGGAGUUGCUGAGGCCCACGGACUCCACCCAGCCCCAGCUCCGGGAGCUGGAGUACCAGGUCCUAGGUUUCCGGGACCGGCUGAAGCCCUGCAGAGCACGGCAGGAGCAUGCCUCGGCCGAGAGCCUGAUGGAGUGCAUCCUGGAGAGCUUCGCCUUCCUCAAUGCCGACUUCGCCCCAGAUGAGCUAUCCCUGUUUGGGGGCUCCCAGAGUCCCCGAAAGGACCGGCCCCUGCCCCCACCAUCAUCACUGAAAACGUCAUCCAGGGAACUCACAGCCGGUGCCCCGGAGCUGGACGUGCUGCUGACGGUACACCUCCGAGUCUGCAAAGCUCUGCUGCAGAAACUGGCCUCCCCUAAUUUAUCAAGGCUGGUCCAGGAAUGCCUGCUGGAAGAAGUGGCAGAGCAAAAGCAUGUUCUGGAGACACUUUCUGUCCUUGACUUUGAGAAGGUCGGCAAGGCAACAUCCAUCGAAGAGAUCAUCCCACAGGCCUCGCGGAGGAAGGGGUGCCUGAAGCUGUGGAGAGGGUGCACAGGGCCUGGCAGAGUCCUGUCCUGCCCUGCCACGAAGCUGCUGAACCAGCUCAAGAAAACCUUGCUGCACAGAGUCAGAGGGAAAUACCCGGGACAGCUGGAAACAGUGUGCCGCAGGCUCCUGGAGCAGGUGGUCAGCUGUAGUGGGCUGCUCCCCGGAGCUGGGCUCCCCGAAGAACAGACCAUCACCUGGUUCCAGUUUCACGGCUACCUGCAGAAGCAGAGCGUCUCCGACCUGGAGAAGCACUUCACCCAGCUCACCAAGGAAGUGACACUCAUCGAGGAGCUUCACUGCGCAGGGCAGGCCAAGGCGGUCCGGAAGCUGCAGGGGAAGCGGCUGGCCCAGCUCCAGCCCCUGCCCCAGACUUUAAGAGCCUGGGCGCUGCUCCAGCUGGACGGCACUCCGAGGGUGUCCAGGGUGGCCAGCGCUCGCCUGGCGGGUGCAGUCAGGAACAGAAGCUUCCGGGAAAAGGCUGUGCUCUUCUACACCAACGCCCUGGCAGAGAACGAUGCAAGGCUCCAGCAGGCCGCGUGCCUGGCGCUCAAACAGCUCAAGGGCAUUGAAAGCAUCGACCAGAUUGCCAGCCUGUGCCAGUCUGACCUGGAGGCCGUGCGGGCGGCAGCCCGGGAAACCACACUCUCGUUCGGUAAAGUGGCACAAUCUGUGCAGCGCAGCGGAGUUCCUGGGGCCCUCAGAACCUGCGAGAGGCCACAGCCACACCCAGCUCUCCCAGCAGGCAGAACAGCUCUGGGGUACCCGGGAUGGGCACCGUUAGCAGCCCUGGCACAGAGCCAACCUUCACCCUUUGUAGCAUCCUGCCAGGGCUGGGUGGCAGGGAGUGUUCGCUAUCUUCUUAGACUUUAUGACCUUUGGGAUAGAAGCCAGAGGCAAGGCAGGGUUCCGAUUCAGCAGGACAUCCUAGAGUUAAAGGCAAGGCCCCCCAGGCCAUGUGAGUCACCAGGUGGGGGCUCCCGCACAUACUCCCUCCCCUGCCGCUUUGCAGAGACCACCGGGACCCACAGUCACUAAGCACUAGGGCCACCUUGGCCCAUGAGAGUCGGAAGUGCCAAGGCAGGAUCCAAUCUGGUGACAGGUCCCUUUGCUAUUUCAGGUGAAAACGGACGGUUAGCUUUUGAGAAGAUGGACAAGCUCUGCUCAGAACAAAGAGAAGUCUUUUGCCAGGAGGCAGAUGUUGAAAUCACAAUAUUUUAAAAAAUCCUGGUCGUUGAGCACAAAUCUCACAUCGGUUUUUUGCCGCUGCCCGGCUUGGACGUAGCCUGCGCGCUGGGUAAUGGUGCUGUGCACUCCUCCAGGAGUGUGAGCUGUCCAGAGCGCUGCCUGAGGCUCCGGCCACUGACCCAGCCCCAGGGCAUGGGCUGGUCUUUUGUACAGAAGCAGAAAAAAGCAAGGCAGGGGCUGCCAGGCCUCAGUGGAGCGCUCGACUUCUGGCUGCGGGUCUGUGUGACCUUCCCAGAGAUGCAGAGCUGAGCUGCACUAGGUGGCCACCUACAAAAGGGCCAAGGCCAGGCAAGUCGAGGCCCUAAAUAAAAGGCUCCAAGACAAGCGUGUAGAACUCCAGGCCUCCCUGCAGGUCAGCUGCUUGGCACUUCUGGGUCAACAGGCGCUGGGAUGCAGCAGGCUGGCAGGUGGCUGGCCCUGUUAAUGCAAGACUGCUCAGGUCAUUUCAGCAGCAGCCAGGUGUCACCUUGGUGAGCUGGGGAAGGCGGGAAGGCACAAAGCCAGGGUUUCUACAUGCACACUCUCAGCCUGACCUGCAGCCAGAGUGCCGGUGGAACUCCCAGACAGCGGCUGGUAGACUGAGAACCUCAUUUUCCCCCUGUUCAGCAGCACAAACGGAAGAAGCCACCACAUCAGCCCAGGAGCCCUGAGUAGCACGGGCAGCAGGGCCACUCACUUUGGCCAUCCGCACCCAAAUGCAAUCAAGCCAGCUUCGGAAGCUACCCUAGGGUCUCGUCAAUAAACCGUUACAGAAGCCAUCAACUGGCCUGAAGAAAGAGUUCACUGAAGAACACACUGUUUUAAAGAAAGAAAAUUAGUUUCCUAUUUAAGUCUUAAAAAAAGCAAACCAUGUCCUGAGAUGUCUGUGUUAAUAGUGCAGACAGAACCUAGGGUUUGAGGUUGCUGUAGCAAUGGCAUUGGAGAACUUUAACUUGAACAUUCUCAUCGAUACUUCCUGUACAUAUUUUGUGCUUUUUGGUUUAACUUAGUAUUUAUUUGCCUUGUUCAUAUGUUCCAUUUUCUGAAAUUUCAAUUAAACUAUUUUAAUUGGUGUUUCACUUUUUACCCAAAA
This is a messenger RNA of Macaca mulatta (Rhesus monkey), 4993 nucleotides long. The record is from RefSeq and is a predicted model, not a curated record. Lineage: Eukaryota; Metazoa; Chordata; Mammalia; Primates; Cercopithecidae.